Molecule: messenger RNA, 3248 nt
Organism: Miniopterus natalensis
Lineage: Eukaryota; Metazoa; Chordata; Mammalia; Chiroptera; Miniopteridae
Gene: ADCK1
Product: aarF domain containing kinase 1
Biological process (GO): lipid homeostasis; protein phosphorylation; mitochondrion organization
Cellular component (GO): mitochondrial inner membrane
Molecular function (GO): protein kinase activity; ATP binding
Source: RefSeq, a predicted model, not a curated record
AGUGCCGACGACAGCCCAGGGUCUGGGAACAUGGCCAGAAGGGCUCUCAAGCUUGCUUCUUGGACCAGCAUGGCUCUUGCUGCCUCUGGCUUCUACCUCUAUAGUAACAAGUACCUGGACCCUAAUGACUUUGGUGCUGUCAGGGUGGGCAGAGCAGUUGCUACGACAGCUGUCAUCAGUUAUGACUAUCUCACUUCCUUGAGGAGCGUCCCCUAUGGCUCAGAGGAGUACAUACAGCUUCGAUCCGAGGUGCACCUCCGUUCUGCCAGGCGUCUCUGUGAGCUCUGCUGUGCCAACCGGGGCACCUUCAUCAAGGUGGGCCAGCACCUGGCAGCCCUAGACUACCUGUUGCCUCGGGAGUACACGAACACGCUGAAGGUGCUGCACAGCCAGGCCCCGCAGAGCAGCAUGCAAGAAGUCCGCCAGGUCAUCCGUGAGGACCUGGGCAAAGAGAUCCAUGAGUUGUUUGUGAGCUUUGAUGACACCCCUAUGGGAGCUGCUUCCCUGGCCCAGGUCCAUAAGGCUGUGCUGCGUGAUGGGCGGACGGUGGCUGUGAAGGUCCAGCACCCAAAGGUGCAGACACAGAGCUCGAAGGACAUUCUCCUGAUGGAGGUGCUCGUCCUGGCUGUCAAGCAGCUGUUUCCAGAGUUUGAGUUCAUGUGGUUGGUGGAUGAAGCUAAGAAGAACCUGCCUUUGGAGCUGGAUUUCCUUAAUGAAGGGAGGAACGCGGAGAAAGUGGCCCAAAUGCUCAAGCACUUUGACUUCUUAAAGGUCCCCCAAAUCUACUGGGAUUUGUCCACCAAGCGGGUCCUUCUGAUGGAGUUUUUGGAUGGUGGGCAGGUCAACGACAGAGACUACAUGGAGAGGAACAAGAUUGAUGUCAACGAGAUCUCGCGCCACCUGGGCAAGAUGUACAGUGAGAUGAUCUUUGUCAAUGGCUUCGUGCACUGCGACCCCCACCCAGGCAAUGUGCUGGUGCGGAAGAGCCCGGACACAGGAAGGGUAGAGAUUGUCCUGUUGGACCACGGGCUCUACCAGGUACUCACGGAGGAGUUCCGCCUGGAUUACUGCCACCUCUGGCAGUCGCUGAUCUGGACUGAUAUGAAGAGGGUGAAGAAGUAUUGCCAGCGCCUGGGAGCUGGCGAUUUCUAUCCCCUGCUUGCCUGCAUGCUGACGGCCCGCUCGUGGAACUCGGUCAACAGGGGCAUCAGCCAAGCUCCAGUCACCGCCACUGAGGACUCAGAGAUCCGCAACAAUGCAGCCACCUACCUCCCCCAGAUCAGCCAGCUCCUCAACCAAGUCCCACGCCAGAUGUUGCUCAUCUUCAAGACCAACGACCUGCUGCGAGGCAUUGAGGCCACCCUGGGCACCCGUGCCAGCGCCAGCUCCUUCCUCAACAUGUCACGUUGCUGCAUCAGGGCGCUGGCUGCGCACAAGAAGAAGAACACCCGCUCAUUCUUCCGGAGGACCCAGAUCUCCUUCAGCGAGGCCUUCAGCUUGGGGCAGAUCAGCCUUCACGCACUCAUUCUGCGUGUGAAGUCGCUGCGGCUGGCUGGCUGGGUCCUGGCCCUGCUUUGCUGGCUGUCGCCUGCCCCACACUGAGUGGGCUUUGUAUCCCCUUCCCUCUUUUGGUGCGACUCUGUGGUGGACAAGGGGUCUUUUCACUCAUGCUUUAGUCAUGUCUCCACCAGUUGCCCUAUUUCUGCCACAUGCUGGCCUGGAGACCCAUGGUCACCGUCCGUGGCACCAUUGGACCCAGCCUCUGGAAUUCCUGCCUCACACUGUAGCCCCUGUCUCUGGGCCACAAGCCAACCCAUGCAGUAGGUUUCUCUCCUUAUCCAGGGAGAUGGCAUACAGUCUGCCCUCUGACUUCUGGCAUGUGCCAUCGGGUUGAAUGUCCCUCCACUUCCGCUAGCCCUCCCUUUGUCAGCAUGGACCAUGGAUUCCACUGAGGGCACAUUUAACUUGUAGGAAGUUUGAUUUUGUUGGCGGGGAGCAUGGCCUCUGAGCUUGCUGGAGACAAGUUCCCUGUCCUUGCCCUGUCACUCCUCACAGGGGAGUGGCUUGGCCUCCGAGGCAGGCUGUGCAGCAGCCAUGGGUUCAGGUGUCGUGGGGACCCCUGUGGUAUUUUACGUACUGUGUUUCAAUAAAACCCCUCAGAAUUGCAGGGCAGGUCUUGCUCGGUGGGAAUUUUAUUCUAGGUUGGGAGUGAGUCAGGAGGCAGGAGCGGACCCGGAUGCUGCACGCUGCUGUGUUCUGCUUGGCUUCUUGCCUCUGCAUUCCUCCAGCCUGCCCCUGUGGGGCCACUUCCUGCUUCUUGUAGGUUUCUCUCAUCUUCUAAGACUUAGACCUUGGUUGCAGUUGCCCAAAGACCAAGGCCAGGAACUCAGAGGCUCAGCUGGAACCUCAGACUUUGGUUCCCCUAGGUUCUCACUUUCUUCCCUGUGACCUGGCACCUGCCUUGUUCUACUAACUGCUUCCUGACCUAGCCCUUUGGUUCAUCAUUCCAUGCCCUCUGUCCUGGAGACUGUAGUCUGAACCUCACUUAUCAUGGGUAGAGUUCCACUCUGAAACUCCUUGUCACCUGUCUGGACACUCUGCUUCACCUAUUGCCUGCAGCCAGCUGCCCCUCUCCCAGCAUGACCAUCUGCUCCUGUUUCUGGGACAUCCCAGACUCCUGCUUUGAUGGCUGUGCCUGUGUGGUCUCCAGGUGCUAUUGGGUUGGAUGUCCUCCUACUUCCGUUAUAAUUCUUCCUGUGUCAGGAUGGACCAUGAACCCCAGAGAGGGCACAUUCAACUUGUAGGAAGUUUGAUUUUGUUGGAGGGGAGCAUGCUGGAGCUUGCUGGAGACAGGUUCCCUCUCCUUGCCCUGUCACUCCCGAGGUGUCACACCCAGAUUUGGUAGCUCCUAGCUCUCGCUGAGCACCCUUGCUCAUAGUCAAUAGUUGUAUGAGUCUCUCUGAUCUUACUUCACCCCAUUCAUGGGGCAGAAAACCCCCAGAUUUGAGACUUAUUUUCUGUUCUCAUGAUUCAUAAUACAAGCAGAUUUUCCACUGACCAGAGAUGAUUCACAAUCCCUUUCUUUCCUGAAAGAAUUAAUUGUUCUUAGUGACCAGUUGGAUGUACUUAGGGGCCUGAGAGAAUAAUUUGUAAGAUCUGUUACUAAUCACGAGGAUGCUUACUAGAUAUUAUAUUUUAUGGUGUCUUUUAUAGCCACUGAAGUAAAUAUAAAUGUCCUUUUGGUUCAA